This is a messenger RNA of Mytilinidion resinicola, 1047 nucleotides long. RefSeq lists its product as uncharacterized. Gene Ontology annotation, molecular function: endonuclease activity. The transcript has a single exon. Bases 1 to 1047 code for a protein of 348 amino acids. NCBI's taxonomy places the organism in Eukaryota, Fungi, Ascomycota, Dothideomycetes, Mytilinidiales, Mytilinidiaceae. The record is from RefSeq and is a predicted model, not a curated record.
AUGAGAGACUCACCUCACUGGCCAAAUCGAAGCCAAUACCCUCGAUUUGACGAUGAGGAAAAAGAAGUACAGAGCGAGAGGCUACUAAAGCGCAAGAUCGAGAAAAGAAGAUAUUUGUCUGACGAUGAGGGAGAGAAAGCCCAGGACAGGAGGCUACCAAAGAGAAGGAGAGCAGAUCUUCAUUGGUCAGACGAAUCGGAUGAUGGUGGAGAAGGGGCGUCGAGGAAGAGACUUGGUGGAACUCUCGAUAGAGCUAUCAGAAGGAGCGGAUUAGAGCGAAACUCUCACUCGCCCGCGAAGGUACCUCCAAUCGGAGCCUAUGCUGCUCCAGAGUCAUCGCAAGAAGUUGCAGCGCCUAGCACUUCAAACCCUCUAGGCAGAUUGAAACGGUGGGAUCCGAAAGCAGAGCGACCCAGUCCGAAAGUGAAACCUGAGGAUCUAAAGCGAAGGCAAAGGCACUUCCUCUUCAAAGCAUCGAAAGCUGAGCUUGAGAAAGUCGAACUUCAUGUGUCUACCCUGCGCCGGAAAGUACAUACAACGAACAAAGACGCAUGCUGGCUACUACCACAUUACGCUAUUUCCCGUUCGGCAAACGGCUCAAUCAGCUGGCGGACACAGUUCCAGGACAGCCAAUGCACAAAGCAAAGAGUCACAUUCUCUUACGGUAUUUUCGCUAAGUUGGUUGAGGGCUCACUCACACCGCAUGACAAAGAGAUGAUAAUCGAGAAAAGCUGGGAGUUAUCUCAUCGUUGCCACAACUGGACAUGUCUAAACACGCGCCACUUCGCCAUUGAAUCUCACGCGGCCAACAUGCGACGGAGAAAGUGCUUUCAUCUUUUUUAUUGCUCGUGCAAACCAAAAUGCUUGAGCGAUUUGAAGAAACCGAAUAAGUCGUUGAGUCCUCCUUCACCGGGAACCAAAGCGCUGGCAAAUUCUAUAUCCGCUCAUACGAAACAGUCGCACGUGCAGCCCCCGGCGCCUGCUACCACUGAUUGUCAGAUUGUCCCUGUCUCCCGACAAGCUCAGGCAGUUCCCGGCGAGCCCUGA